AUGCCUGUGUAUGCAGACCUGCCCGUUGUCAACCUGGUGGACCCGACGUUCCCUGAUUUCGGCAUUGAUGAUCUGAAGAUCCGCGCUUCGCAUUUCAUUUUGGAGACGGCUGCGUUUGCAGCCUGGGGCACCACUCCUACUGAGUCCCUGCCAGAGGACGCGCGCGCUUCGGCGUGGCGGGUGCCGGAGGCGAUCGUGAAAUUGAUACCAGAAGCCGUUCAACAGAUUUUGCGUUGCACUGACGGUCAGCCGUUGGUGGUCCUGCGCAAUUUCGAUUUCGUCGAUAUCUGCGCUGGCAGCGCCCGCAUAACCCGCUGGUGUACUUGGGCAGGUCUCCAAGGGUGCGCAUUGGAUCGGCUGUACGGGAGGCACAUGGAUAUCAACGCAGAUGCAGGCAUGGCCCUGGCGAUCUUGGCAAUACUUCGCGUGCGGGAGCACGGCCUGGUGUUCAUAGCAGCGCAGUGCUCGUCGUGGGUGUGGGUGAGCCGCAGCUCGACGGGCCGCAGCAAGGCCAACGUGAUGGGGAACGCAGCAGCGCCAUCCGUGAUCGAAAGCAAUAUUUUGAAUUGUCGUUGUGCGGUUUUGUGCUUGUUAUGUGCUGCAAUCGGGGUGUACUGGGUGAUCGAACAACCCGGCACGUCCUUGUUUUUUCAGACGGCAGAAAUGCAGCAUGUCAUGCUCAACACAGGCGCCCGCCUGGUCAAAUUUUAUAUGAGCUCGUACGGCCACCCCAGCUGCAAAGAUACGAUUCUGGUUGGGACAGCGCCGUGGUUGCCGCAGAUUGCCUUCGGAAGCGCGUCGCUUACAUAUAGUUCUGCAACACCGAAGGCCAAGCCGCGCCCGAGGUCGCAGCCGAAGAAGGCUGACCAGGUCCGCGGAACAGCCAAGCUUACGACUGAAGUUGUAAAGCAUGGUAAAAAGAAAGUGACGGGCAACAAGCCUUAUCCAAUUGGCUCCUGCCGCCCCGUCAGCCUCGGCGCAUAUUCAGACUGA
This is a messenger RNA of Prorocentrum cordatum, 993 nucleotides long. NCBI's taxonomy places the organism in Eukaryota, Dinophyceae, Prorocentrales, Prorocentraceae. The record is from the annotation of a GenBank genome assembly.